Saitoella complicata NRRL Y-17804 is the source of this 2517-nucleotide messenger RNA. Its product is annotated as urease. The record is from RefSeq and is a predicted model, not a curated record. Gene Ontology annotation, biological process: urea catabolic process. The coding region runs from base 1 to 2517 and encodes 838 amino acids. Gene Ontology annotation, molecular function: nickel cation binding; urease activity. The transcript has 3 exons. Lineage: Eukaryota; Fungi; Ascomycota; Saitoellomycetes; Saitoellales; Saitoellaceae. Gene Ontology annotation, cellular component: urease complex.
AUGCAACUGUCCCCCCGCGAACUCGACAAACUCAUCCUCGCCCAAGUCGGCCAACUCGCCCAACGCCGUCUCGCUCGCGGCAUAAAACUCAACCGCACCGAAGCCAUCGGCCUCAUCGCUUCCCAACUCCAAGAACUCGUCCGUGAAGGCACGUACACAUGUGCCGACCUCAUGGAAAUCGGUACAAAGAUGUUGGGGAGGAGACAUGUGUUGCCGGAGGUUGUGGAGGGGUUGCAUGAGAUUCAGAUUGAGGGGAAUUUUAGGGAUGGGACGUAUUUGGUUACGGUCCAUGGGCCGAUUAGUACGGAUGAUGGGGAUUUGGAGAGGGCGUUGUAUGGGUCUUUCUUGCCGAUUCCGGAGAAGGAGAAGUUUGUGUUGGAGGGGGAGGAGGUGUAUGAACACUCCAAGCAGCCUGGAGCUGUUGUGGUGGAGGAUGGUGCGGGACCGAUUGUUUUGAAUGCUGGACGCGAGAGGAGUAAGCUCAGGGUUGAGAACACGGGUGACCGUCCCAUUCAGGUUGGUUCUCACUACCAUUUCGUUGAGACCAAUCCUGCUUUGGCGUUCGAUCGCGGACUUGCGUUGGGAUUGCGUUUGGAUAUCCCGGCGGGAACGGCAAUUCGUUUCGAGCCUGGAGACGUAAAGACAGUCCCCCUCGUCCCCAUCGCCGGAAAUCGCAUCAUCGCCGGUGGAAACGGCCUCGCUACUGGUCCCGUCGACGACGCCAACAAAGACGCCCUCCUCAAAAUGAUCGUCGAAAACGGAUUCUCCCACGUCCCUCAACUUCCCAACGCUGACCUCGGACCCGUGAAAGCGGCCGAGAUGACCCGCGAGGCGUAUGCCGCCAUGUUUGGGCCCACUGCGGGUGACAAAGUCAGGCUUGGUGAUACGGAGUUGUGGAUUAAGGUGGAGAAGGAUUUCACUGUCUAUGGUGAUGAAUGUAAGUUUGGAGGUGGGAAGACGUUGAGGGAUGGCAUGGGACAGGCGAGUGGACGGAAGGAUUCUGAGUGUUUGGAUCUGGUGAUUACGAAUGCGUUGGUUGUCGAUUAUACCGGAAUCUACAAGGCUGACGUCGGAAUCACGAACGGAAAUAUCACACAUAUCGGAAAAGCCGGAAACCCCGAUACCAUCGAAGGUGUGACCCCCGGCAUGGUGAUCGGCUCCAACACCGAUGUCAUCGCCGGUGAGAAGAUGAUCCUCACAGCUGGUGCCUUCGACUCCCACAUCCACUUUAUCUGUCCUCAACAAGCCGAAGAAGCCCUCGCCUCCGGUGUCACAACCAUGCUCGGCGGCGGAACAGGCCCCUCGACGGGUACGAACGCAACGACAUGUACCCCCUCCGCCACCUACAUCUCCAAAAUGCUCCAAGCCCUCGACACCAUCCCCAUGAAUUUUGGCGUAACCGGAAAAGGCAACGACGCCGAUCCCAAGGGAUUGAGGGAACAAGUGGAGGCAGGCUGUGUCGGGUUGAAACUGCACGAGGAUUGGGGAACUACGCCGGCGGCAAUUGAUAGUUGUUUGAGGGUUUGUGAUGAGUAUGAUGUGCAGUGUUUGAUUCAUACGGAUACGUUGAAUGAGUCGAGUUUUGUUGAGGGGACGGUUAAGGCGUUUAAGGGACGUACGAUUCAUACGUACCAUUCGGAGGGAGCUGGAGGUGGACACGCACCGGAUAUUAUUACGGUUUGUGGGCAUCCGAAUGUGUUGCCGUCUUCGACGAACCCUACCAGGCCGUUCACUCGUAACACUCUUGACGAGCAUCUCGACAUGUUAAUGGUCUGCCACCAUUUGUCAAAGGAUAUCCCCGAGGACAUCGCUUUCGCCGAGUCCCGUAUCCGUGCGGAGACUAUCGCUGCCGAGGACGUUUUGCACGACUUGGGUGCAAUUAGUAUGAUGUCUUCCGAUUCUCAAGCUAUGGGUCGCUGUGGCGAGGUCAUCCUCCGUACAUGGAAGACCGCAUCCAAAAACAAGCAACAACGCGGCUUCCUCCCCGAGGACGAGGGUACCGACGCCGAUAACUUCCGCGUCAAGCGCUAUAUCGCUAAGUACACCAUCAACCCCGCCAUCUCGCACGGAAUCGCGCAUGCUAUCGGGUCCGUUGAGGUGGGUAAGGUGGCUGAUCUCGCAUUGUGGAAGUUCGCCGAUUUCGGCGCGAAGCCAAACAUGAUCCUCAAGAGUGGUAUGAUCGUUAUGUCACAGAUGGGCGACCCCGGAGCCUCCAUCCCCUCCGUUGAGCCGGUGUACAUGCGUCCCAUGUUCGCCAGCAUGGUUCCCUCGACUUCGAUCAUGUUCAUGUCUCAGGCUUCUAUCGAUGCUGGCAAGGAUAAGGAGUAUGGGUUGAAGAAGAGGGUGAUGGCUGUGAAGGGGUGUAGGAAUAUUGGGAAGAAGGAUAUGAAGUUGAAUGAUGUUAUGCCGAAGAUGAAGGUUGAUCCGGAGAAGUAUAUUGUUGAGGCGGAUGGUGUUCAUAUGACUUGUGAGCCGUCCGAUGAGUUGCCGUUGACGCAGAAGCACUUUAUCUUUUAG